AUGAGGAACAAUCGGCUGUUCCAGUCCCUUGACAUCGGUGCAAUAGCAUCGAUGCUUAGGAAAACAAAUGAUGUACGAGAAGGUAGAAGUGAUGAGGUUCAAGAAGAUAGUGGAGUUAUCAACGAUGACCCAGAGUGCAAUCCUAAGGAGGAUGAAGUUAUUGAUGGAGAGGAAGUGGAUGAUGUUGUAGUGAGCAAGACUGUUAAGGUGCAAACUCUGUCUUGCUUGGAGGGCUGGGAAGAGCUCAGAAACAUCUGCUGCAAUGCCUCCAGGAAGGGUGAUGGCCCCAGCUCCAGGACAAAAAAAGAGUAUCCUGGACAUGAUGAACCUGUCCUUGAUAGAGUCACAAGGCAGAAAGCAAAGAUGGCGACUGCGACGAACCAUCAGGAAAUUCUGCUGCGCAUGGACUCUGAGACCUCGGUGCAAAUGGGUGAUGAGUUGCCGCCCAUGGAUGAAGAUGCAAUGACUACCAAGACUAGACCUAGAAAGGGCAAAGGGCUAGAGAGGAUCACCAAGUCGCUUGGUAGCAAGGUGCCUAUCCAAAUUGCCGAAGGGAUGAAGCGUCCAGAGAAGCCUCUGCAGUCAGCAAAGCUUGCUUCUGAGUGUGGACUCGUUGCAAGAAACCAUCUUCCGGUUCUUCCUCACUUCAAGCUAUACAAAAAAAAUGCUAGUCUAUUGGAGAACUACAUUGGGAAAGUUGCUGCAAAUUUUGAGAUGAACACGGACUCAAAAACCAUCAAGACCGCGUGCAAAGAUAUUCUGCAAAAAAAUUCAAGGAACAGACGCCAUCAGAUCAAGAAGAAGUAUUUUGAUACCGUAGCCGCAAAUAAAGUCAGCAUCAAGUCUCCGGUACCUGAUCUGACGGAUGGUGAAUGGCAAGCUCUGGUGGAGAUGUGGUCUACCCCAAGACACAAGGAAACCUGUGUGUCAAACAAGAUGAAUCGAUAA
Messenger RNA from Triticum turgidum subsp. durum (durum wheat), 948 nucleotides. The record is from the annotation of a GenBank genome assembly. NCBI's taxonomy places the organism in Eukaryota, Viridiplantae, Streptophyta, Magnoliopsida, Poales, Poaceae.